AUGGAUAUAAAGUUUGUGACUGAAUCUGUGUAUCUUGGUGGAGAAGUCAACAUCUCCUGUCUGAUCCCAGAGCAACAUAAAGUUCAUUUCUGCAAAGAGCUUGAUGAUCACAUCUGCCAAACCAUCAUCUCAUCUAAAGUGACAGAAAUGAGUGGUUCAUCAGAGAGAAAUGAAGAGAGAGUUGUUACAGUGAGCAUCAGUAAUGUGAGUGUGAGAGAUGCUGGAGUUUACUGGUGUGGAGCAGAAACCAGAGACACAGAUCUGACUUUCAUCUCCCUGAACACUCAAAUUCAGCUCAACCUCAUCAUGCCUCCAGUAGUGAGAGAUGAAGGAGAAUCAGCUGAGAUCAUCUGUCCUUAUGAUUCAAUCUAUAAAUCAAAGCCAAAGUCUCUCUGUAAGGGGAAGUGCUCCACUAGAGACAGAAAUCCUCUCAGUGAGACUGUGAGAGAAGAGAAAGAGACCAAGACUGGCAGAUUGACUCUGAAUGAUGACGUCACUGCAGGUGUCUUCACUGGGACCAUCACUGGACUGACAGCAGAGGAUGCUGGGAAAUACUGGUGUGCAGUGACAUUAGAAACAGAGCUCAAUUAUCUUUACACUCAUCUGAUCGUCAUCAUGAACGAGGAGCUGAACUUGACUAAGUAUGAAGGAGACGACGUGUCAAUCCAGUGCAAACAUCAUGAUGAAGAUCAGAAACGCUUCUGCAAAGCACAUGAAGCCUCCAUGUGUGUGAAGGAUGGAGUUUCAUUGGAGACGAUCAGAGAUGAUCGAUUCUCUUUCAGUGAUGAAGCAUCUACUGGAGUCUUUACUGUGAACAUCACUGAUCUGAGAGAAGAGGAUUCUGGGACAUACUGGUGUGGAGCUCAUGUCAUCACUAAAGUGCUUUUAAAUGUCAAAAAGGAUCCUGGAUCAGCUCAAAUGAACAGACAUGAUGAAUUACCCACAAUCCCCUCUGAUGAGCUCCUGUACACUGCUGUCAGUUUCCAGAAGCAUGAAGAGUCUCUCAGUGAUGCUACAGUCAGAUUCAGUGAGGAGGAGAAUCACUCUGAUUAUGCCAUGAUCAAAUUCACCACAUGA
Messenger RNA from Carassius auratus (goldfish), 1077 nucleotides. RefSeq names its product polymeric immunoglobulin receptor-like. The transcript has 5 exons. NCBI's taxonomy places the organism in Eukaryota, Metazoa, Chordata, Actinopteri, Cypriniformes, Cyprinidae. The record is from RefSeq and is a predicted model, not a curated record. Bases 1 to 1077 code for a protein of 358 amino acids. Gene Ontology annotation, cellular component: plasma membrane. Gene Ontology annotation, molecular function: transmembrane signaling receptor activity.